Messenger RNA from Alternaria alternata, 312 nucleotides. RefSeq lists its product as hypothetical. The coding region runs from base 1 to 312 and encodes 103 amino acids. The record is from RefSeq and is a predicted model, not a curated record. Lineage: Eukaryota; Fungi; Ascomycota; Dothideomycetes; Pleosporales; Pleosporaceae. The transcript has 2 exons.
AUGAGUAUUCGGAUAAAUGCGACGGUGCAAGAGGCCCGAACAGCUGCAAACCACAGCCAGGAACAAUGGGACCGAUUCUACUUCAUAACCAAAGACGAGGCCAGGCAGCUUGCGGAGGCGCACCCUGACUGGAAAAGAUGGAUCCUCAUCCCCGCGAACGAGAAAGAACAAAUGCUGGAGAGGAUCAACACCCGCCUUCGAGCUGAGGGUAUUCCACCUGUCGAGAUGAUAAUUUUGAAAUGGCGGGUGUCGCAACUGCUCCGAGACAUCCAACGGAAAUACGGUAUGUGCAUUGGUGCCCGACUCUGGUGA